Puccinia triticina is the source of this 333-nucleotide messenger RNA. RefSeq lists its product as uncharacterized. NCBI's taxonomy places the organism in Eukaryota, Fungi, Basidiomycota, Pucciniomycetes, Pucciniales, Pucciniaceae. The record is from RefSeq and is a predicted model, not a curated record. The coding region runs from base 1 to 333 and encodes 110 amino acids. The transcript is spliced from 2 exons.
AUGGCUCAAAAUCUUUGGUGUGCUCUGGGGGAGGUAUCGGCAGCCGCCAAGACCUGCCAAUGUCGGGCUUCGGUUGGUGCCGCGCUGGGAGUCGGCUCGACCUACCGGGGCGGGCCGGCAACAAUCAGCCCCCCUCCUUCUCUGGAACAGGCGCCAUCAUGUCCACUGACUGUCAAUGGCCACCCUGACCACUACCCUAACAUGUGUGCUUUUCUCCCCAACCACACCCUCUUUGGUGGACCCGUGCACACGGGGCUGGAGAUAUGUGGCCCGCUCAAGCUUGUUGCAAUUCGAGUGCAAGGAAAAGAAAGCCCGUUUGCAGGCCAGACAUAG